GCUGCUGUUGCUGCUGCUGCUGCCGCGGACGCUGUCGCGCGUGGAAGGCUCCUCUUCGCUUCGCCCUGCCCCACGUUGCUCCGGGACCCCCGCCCAGCCCAGCCCAGCCCAGUGCCGGAGCGCGGAGAAGAAGCGAUGCGCUUUUGCCUGUCUCUGCUUCAGCUCCUGCUGAGCCUCGGGAGCGGCGCCGCUGCCCGAGACCGACCGGGACCUGCAUCGGAGCGCGGCAAAGAUGAUAGCAUUUCUCAAGUGCUAAAGCUGAGAGAAGAACCAUCCAAAGUUCAGGACCUACAAGUGAAGUUCGUUGUUCGUACCACCCCGGAUCCCGAUGAUGCUGACUGCUAUCUCAAGGUUGGUCAAGACCAUCUGUUGGACGAUUGCAACUUCAACAUCUCCGCAAAGACCUUCUUCGUUAUUCAUGGAUGGGCGAUGGGCGGCAUGUACGAAAAAUGGCUGGACACCCUGGUCUCAGCUCUUCAACAACGUGAGAAGGAAGCCAACGUGGUGGUAGUGAACUGGCUGGCUCUCGCCCAACAACUCUACACCAUCGCCGUCAACAACACGAGGGUGGUUGGAAAACAACUUGCAGAGCUGCUGGACUGGUUAGAGAAGAAGGACUUCCAACUGGAGAACGUCCAUCUGAUUGGCUACAGUCUCGGGGCCCAUAUUGCUGGUUACACCGGAAACUAUGCCCGAGGAACUAUUGGAAGAAUUACAGGCUUGGAUCCAGCUGGGCCGAUGUUUGAAGGAGCCGAUCCAAGCAGACGUCUCUCUCCCGACGACGCGGAUUUUGUCGAUGUCUUGCACACAUACACAAGAGAAACAUUGGGCAUCAGCAUUGGGAUCCAGAUGCCUGUGGGUCACAUUGACAUUUACCCCAAUGGAGGAGACAUCCAACCAGGAUGUGGCCUUACUGACAUCUUGGGAACGCUCGCUUUAGGGGAGCUUGGGGACCUUGUGAUAUGCGAACACGAGCGGUCAGUGCACCUCUUUGUGGACUCGCUUGUGAACAAGGACAAGCAGAGUUUUGCCUUCCAAUGCACGGAUUCCGGACGCUUCAAGAAGGGCAUUUGCUUGAGCUGUCGGAAGAAUCGCUGCAACGGCAUCGGAUACAACACCAAGAAGAUGAGGAACAAGCGCAACAGCAAGAUGUACCUCAAGACAAGGGCUGGCAUGCCUUUCAAAGUUUUCCACUAUCAGCUGAAGAUCCAUGUCUUCAGCUACAAAAGUCUGGGAGAAACCGAACCAGCAUUUUCCGUCACCUUCUAUGGGACCAGUGGAGAUUCUGAACCUCUACCUCUGGAAGUAUCUGAUCAAAUUGGCCUGAACUAUACAAACACCUUCCUGGUCUACACAGGGGAAGAUUUGGGUGAUAUUCUAAAGAUCAAACUCACCUGGGAAAUCACCACUAAGUCCUGGUACAACUUUUGGAGCCAAAUGAAAACAUACUGGUCCAAGUCCGAUCCGUCAUCCAAAGAACUACAGAUCAGACGGAUCCGCGUGAAGUCGGGCGAAACACAGAAGAAGCUUGUGUUUUGUGCAGAAGAGCCUGGGAAGACCAACAUAUCUCCUAGCCAAGAACUCUGGUUUGUAAAAUGCCGAGAAGGGUGGCAAAAAUGGAACAGAACAAUACCAGGAUAAAAUCGGCAUUGAAAUGUCCUCCUUGAGAAGCCUCUUAGAUCCAUCAGGGACCAACCCAGCUGGAAAAAGCAUUUGCUGCGACGAAAGACGAAAGACCGAAACAUGUUUCUGCAGACUUUUUCCUCUGGCUUCCUCACUUGUCAGGGCUUGCAAGAGCUUGUAGUUUAAAGAUGGAUCUGUGGGGUUGCUAAAAACUAUCUCAGCGUCAAUGAUAAUUCAGAGAACUUUCUAUAUUUAUGGCUUCUACUUUUUUUAAAAAAAAGAAUAAUUUAUUGGGAGGGAAUAAUAAACCCACCUGUUACAAAACUGGCCUCUUUUCAGAGAGCUUUUCUGGUUGUGCCUAUGCCAUCUUGCCUUGGUCAAUGUUUGGGGUCUACGCCUCUUUUACAGGCCCAGUCAAAACAGAUUGCACAUUAUUGCAACACCAAGAUUAAUGUGAAUGCAGACAGAGCCAAUCAUAUGAUGUAGAGCACUGUGGGGUCCUUGGUUCUCUCUGAGCUUGGUGGGGUUUUUUUUGCAGACGUUUCAUUACCCAACUCGAUAACAUCAUCAGUGCUAGAAGAGAAUGGGGUUUUCCUUCUGUUUAUGUACUAGUAGCUUCAGUGGUGGGUUCUAACUGGCUUUACUACUGGUUCUCUUUGUACAUGCGCUUCGCGCGUGAUCGCCUCUUCGUGCACACGCUUUGCGCGCGACAGUUGCAAUGUCCCGGGGUCAUGGGAUCACCUUUUGUGACCUUCUGACAAGCAAAGCCAAUGGGGAAGCUAGAUUCACUUAACAACCGUGUCACUAGCUUAACAACUGCAGGGAUUCCCUUAACAAGUGUGGCAAGAAAAGUCGUAAAAUGGCCAUUUAACAACUGUCUUCUUUAGCAACAGAAACUUUGGGGUCAAUUGUGGUUCUAAGUCAAUGACUGUCGUGGGAACACUAACAUACAUUAAGCAUUCUUGAUAUGUCCAAAUGAGGUCUGUCUCCUCUUGUAAUUAAUGAAUAAAGUUGUUCGACUCUUCAAAGUUUGCAAAAUUCCCACAGAAGACCCUUGAGAGUUUAAAGCAAGGGUCCCCAAACUUGGCAGCUUUAAGACUUGUGGACUUCAACUCCCAAAAUUCUCCAGAAUUCUCCAGCCAGCUAUAACUCCCAAUUCUGGGAGUUGAAGUCCACAAGUCUUAAAGCUGCCAAGUUUGAAGACGUCUGGUUUGAAGUGUUGCGUUGAGCAAAUUAAAAUGAUCUGAGGAGAAUGUUAGCUCCUUCGGAAGAAAGGAUGCCUAUUUUUAAACCAGAUUUCUCAAGGAACUUUUCUACUGCUAAUUUUUUACGUAUGGGUUAGCCGAUCUCAACCAAAGUCUUUGGGGUUUUUUUUCCCCCCUAUAGAGAUGACAUUUUGUCUUUGUUCUUUAGGAACAGAAUUUGAGGUAAUUUAACUGUGACCUGUGCCAACUUAUGAAGUGAUCCUGAAGCUCUGUCUGUGAAGUUAAAUGUAUAUAUAAAAUGGGUUUUUGUAAUAAUUGCUCCUUCUCUAUUUAUUAUUUUUUUCCAGAAAUGUGCAUUUGUAUAUUUAUAUAAAGAGGCUCUUUUUUUAAAAAAAAAUAAAAAUCAAAUGUGUUUUUUUACAAGCCAGGAGCAGAAAAAUAAACUCAGUGACUUCUUUAAAAUCA
Pantherophis guttatus is the source of this 3293-nucleotide messenger RNA. RefSeq names its product lipase G, endothelial type (gene LIPG). Gene Ontology annotation, molecular function: protein binding; lipoprotein lipase activity. Gene Ontology annotation, biological process: lipid catabolic process. The record is from RefSeq and is a predicted model, not a curated record. Lineage: Eukaryota; Metazoa; Chordata; Lepidosauria; Squamata; Colubridae.